Platichthys flesus (European flounder) is the source of this 7474-nucleotide messenger RNA. It is a transcript of the gene abcc9, whose product is annotated as ATP-binding cassette, sub-family C (CFTR/MRP), member 9. Gene Ontology annotation, molecular function: ABC-type transporter activity; sulfonylurea receptor activity; ATP hydrolysis activity. The transcript is spliced from 42 exons. The coding region runs from base 297 to 5045 and encodes 1582 amino acids. The record is from RefSeq and is a predicted model, not a curated record. Gene Ontology annotation, biological process: potassium ion transport; transmembrane transport. Gene Ontology annotation, cellular component: membrane. NCBI's taxonomy places the organism in Eukaryota, Metazoa, Chordata, Actinopteri, Pleuronectiformes, Pleuronectidae.
AUUUAGAAAAUAAAAGCUCAGUUCUGCUUAUUCGGCUUUACAUUGACCUACAUUCUCCUCUUGAUGUUUUCAUGCAUGAAGAGAAAUGAGUCUGGAUACAGCCUCCAGAUCCGUGCGUGUGCGUGUGUGUGUGGGUGUGUGAGUGUAGCUGGAGCGCCACCACAUCUGACGUGAGGACACUUCUCGGUGUCUCCUGUCCCCGGUCCUUCAGCAGAAACCUGUACCGGAGAAAAGGGUCGAUCAGCGGACGUUUGACCGGGAGGACGAGCCGAGCACCGUGCACCACAGGCCGGGUCAUGGAGCGGCCGGAGUACGAGGGCUUGUCGUUUUGCGGCAACAACGCCACUGUCGAUGCCUACAGCGUGAAAGGGGGUGUGUGGAACAAUGGCUGCUUCGUGGACGCUCUCAACCUGGUUCCUCAUGUGUUCCUGCUCUUCAUCACCUUCCCCAUCCUCUUCAUCGGUUGGGGAAGUCAAAGCUCGAAGGUCCAGAUCCAUCACAACACGUGGCUUCAUUUCCCCGGACACAACAUGAGAUGGAUCCUCACCUUCUCGCUGCUGUUCGUCCAAGUGUGCGAGUUCGCAGAAGGCAUCGUCUCCUGCAAGACGAUGGAAACCAACAACCUGCAUCUGUACCUGCCUGCGUUCAUGGGUUUUGUAGCGACCACCACGUCAGUGGUUUAUUACCACAACAUAGAGACGUCCAACUUUCCCAAACUGUUGCUUUUUCUUUUCAUUUACUGGGUGCUGGCGUUCGUCACCAAGUCCAUCAAGCUGUGGAAGUAUGCAGAGUACAACGUGGGACCGCGGCACCUGAGGUUCUGCAUCACAGCCCUGUUGGUGAUCCUGUACGGACUCCUGAUGGGCGUGGAGGUCAACGUCAUCAGAAUCAGGAAAUACGUGUUCUUCGCCAAUCCUCAGAAGGUGAAGCCACCAGAAGAUCUGCAGGAUCUGGGCGUUCGCUUCCUGCAGCCGUUUGUCAACUUGCUCUCCAAGGCGACCUACUGGUGGAUGAACCCUCUCAUCAUGGGAGCUCACAAAAGGCCGAUAGAGCUGAGGAAGAUCGGCAAGCUGCCCAUCGCCAUGAGAGCGCUCACCAACUACCUGCGGCUCAAAGACGCCUACGAGGACCAGAAGACCGCGGAGGAUCCGAGUCGAUGCCCGUCCAUCUGGCGCUCCGUGUACCGAGCGUUCGGACGUCCCAUCCUGCUCAGCAGCACCUUCCGCUACCUGGCCGACCUGCUGGGCUUCGCCGGGCCGCUCUGCAUCGCCGGCAUCGUGAAGAACAUGGAGGUCGACAACACCACGGCACAAAUGACGGAAACCUACUUCGGCGUCCCCUUCUUGUCCUCCGCCAAGCUGCUGCAGAACCCGUCCGUCCUGGCCGUCCUUCUCUUCCUGGCUUUGAUCCUGCAGAGGACCUUCUUACAGGCCUCGUACUACGUCAGCAUAGAAACGGGCAUCAACCUGCGCGGAGCCCUGCUGGCGAUGAUUUACAACAAGAUCCUGCGUCUGUCCACGUCCAACUUGUCCAUGGGCGAGUUGACGCUCGGGCAGAUCAACAACCUGGUGGCUAUCGAGACCAACCAGCUGAUGUGGUUCCUCUUCCUCUGCCCGAACCUUUGGGCCAUGCCCGUUCAGAUCGUGAUGGGAGUGAUCCUGCUCUACUACUUACUGGGCUGCAGCGCACUGGUGGGCGCGGCCGUCAUAGUUCUGCUGGCUCCCAUACAAUACCUCAUCGCCACCAAGCUGGCCGACACGCAGAAGAUCACACUGGAUCACUCCACCGAUCGUCUGAAGAAGACCACGGAGAUCCUGAAGGGUAUCAAGCUGCUGAAGCUCUACGCCUGGGAGAACAUCUUCUCUGACAGCGUGGAGGAGACCAGAGGCAAAGAGCUCACCAGCCUCCGGACCUUCGCUUUCUACACGUCCAUGUCCAUUUUCAUGAAUGCUGCGAUCCCCAUUGCUGCCGUUCUAUCGACGUUUGCGACUCAUUGGUUCCUGAAUGGAACCGUUCCCGGUCCUUCUGAGGCCUUCGCCGCCCUGGCGCUGUUCCACAUCCUGGUGACUCCGCUCUUCCUGCUCUCCACCGUGGUCCGGUUCGCGGUGAAGGCUCUGGUCAGUGUUGAGAAGCUCGGUGAGUUUCUUCAGAGCGACGAAAUCGGAGACGACAGCUGGAGAAACGGAGACAUGUCCGUUUCCUUCGAAGCAGGAAAAAAGAACCUCGGGAUGACCAAGGCCAUCAACAGGAAGCAGCCGAUGUGCUACCAGAUGGACAACUACGAGCAGCCGAGCAGGCGACAGAUGAGGCCCUCGGAGACGGAGGAUGUGGCUGUGAAGGUGAGCAAUGGAUUCUUCACCUGGGGGAGUAACCUGUCCACGCUGACCGACAUCAACAUCCGCAUCCCGACAGGUCAGCUGACGAUGAUUGUGGGCCAGGUGGGUUGUGGGAAAUCCUCCCUGGUGCUCGCCAUGCUGGGUGAGAUGCAGCCCAUCGAGGGAAGAGUCUACUGGAGCAAGCUGCCUGAAGGUCAGAUGGGCCACGAGGGGAACGUCAGUUGGUCAGAGACAGAGGAGUCUGACGAAGACGUCAGGAGCAAGAACAGAUACUCUGUGGCCUACGCUGCCCAGAAGUCCUGGCUGCUCAACGCGACACUGGAGGAGAACAUCACCUUCGGGAGCCCGUUCAGUAAACAGAGGUACAAAGCUGUGAUUGAAGCCUGCUCUCUGCAGCCAGACAUCGACCUGCUGCCUUUCGGAGACCAAACUGAGAUUGGAGAGAGGGGCAUCAGCCUGAGUGGAGGUCAGCGACAGAGAAUCUGUGUGGGACGAGCUCUGUACCAGAACACCAACAUCGUCCUCUUGGACGACCCCUUCUCUGCGUUGGACAUCCACCUCAGUGAUCACCUGAUGCAGGAAGGAAUCCUCAAGUUCCUGCAGGACGAUAAACGCACCGUGGUCCUGGUCACUCACAAACUGCAGUAUCUCAUACAUGCAGACUGGAUCAUAGCGAUGAAGGACGGCUCCAUCCUGAGGGAGGGAACCCUGAAGGACAUUCAGACUCACGACGUGGAGCUUUACGAUCACUGGAAAACUCUGAUGAACCGACAGGACCAGGAGCUGGAGAAGGACAUUCAGCAGGACAGUCAAACGACACUGGAGAGGAAAGUUCUGAGGAGAGCUUUCUACUCCAGAGAAGCCAAGAUGGACGACGAGGAUGAAGAGGAGGAAGUGGAGGAAGAAGAAGACGACGACAUGUCCAUGACCACAAACAGACGAUCAAAGAUCCCAUGGAAGGUGUGCUGGUGUUACUUGUCCUCGGGGGGCUUCUUCAUGGUCUUCCUCAUGGUGUCCUCCAAGCUGCUCAAACACUGCGUCAUCGUGGCCGUUGACUACUGGUUGGCCAGGUGGACGUCCUCCAAGACCAACCUGACUGCGUCCAAUGAGACCAGCAGCAACAUCACGCUCCCCUGUUCUCCGGCGGCGGAGGACGACUCCUAUCUGCUGGUGUUCAGUAUCCUGUGUGCAGCUGGAAUCACGCUGUGCCUCAUCACCUCCCUCACUGUGGAGUUUCUGGGCGUCUCUGCGGCCACCAACCUGCACCACAACCUGCUCAACAAGAUCAUCCACGCUCCCAUCAGGUUCUUCGACAUCACUCCUCUGGGACAGAUCCUCAACAGAUUCUCUGCUGAUACCAACAUCAUCGAUCAGCACAUUCCCCCGACACUGGAGUCGCUGACGAGGUCCACGCUGCUCUGCCUGUCGGCCAUCGGGGUCAUCUCCUUCAUCACUCCUGUGUUUCUGAUCGCUCUGGUUCCUCUGGGCAUCGCCUUCUACUUCAUCCAGAAGUACUUCAGAGUGGCGUCCAAGGACCUGCAGGACCUGGACGACUCCACCCAGCUUCCUCUGCUCUGUCACUUCUCUGAGACGGCUGAAGGGCUCACCACAAUAAGAGCAUUCAGACACGAGGCUCGUUUCAAACAGCGGAUGCUGGAGCUGACGGACACGAACAACACGGCCUACCUGUUCCUGUCGGCCGCCAACCGCUGGCUGGAGGUCCGCACGGACUACCUGGGGGCGGUGGUCGUCCUGACGGCGGCGGGAGCGUCCAUCUGGAGUUCAAGCUGCGGAGGCAUGCUGGGACUCGGACUCACGUACGCCCUCACGGUCACCAACUACCUGAACUGGGUCGUGAGGAACCUGGCCGACCUGGAGGUGCAGAUGUCGGCGGUGAAGAAGGUCAACAGCUUCCUCAGCACCGAGUCGGAGAACUACGAGGGAACGAUGGACGCCUCUCAGGUGCCCGAGGACUGGCCCCACAACGGGGAGAUCAAGAUCCAGGACCUGAGCGUGCGCUACGACCCCAUGCUCAAACCGGUGCUGAAGCACGUCAACGCCUACAUCGAGCCGGGCCAGAAGGUGGGAAUCUGCGGCCGCACGGGCAGCGGGAAGUCCUCCCUGUCGCUCGCCUUUUUCAACAUGGUGGACAUCUUCGAAGGAAAGAUCGUGAUCGACGGGAUCGACAUCUGUAAACUUCCUCUGCCGACUCUGCGCUCCAGACUCUCCAUCAUCCUCCAGGACCCGGUGUUGUUCAGUGGAUCCAUAAGGUUUAAUCUGGAUCCAGAGCGGACGGGCACUGAUGAUCGACUCUGGGAGGCUCUAGAGAUCGCCCAGCUGAAGAACAUGGUGAAGGCUCUGCCUGGAGGACUAGAUGCCGCGGUGACAGAGGGAGGUGAGAACUUCAGCGUCGGUCAGCGGCAGCUCUUCUGUUUGGCUCGAGCCUUCGUGAGGAAGAGCAGCAUCCUCAUCAUGGACGAGGCUACAGCUUCUAUCGACAUGGCCACGGAGAACAUUCUCCAGAAAGUUGUGAUGACGGCGUUCGCAGAUCGAACAGUCGUCACCAUCGCACACCGAGUCCAAACCAUCCUGAAGGCCGACCUGGUCAUCGUGAUGAAGCGAGGGAACAUUCUGGAGUACGACAAACCCGAGACUCUUCUGGAGCAGGAGGGCGGGAUGUUCGCCUCGUUCGUCAAAGCAGAUCUGUAGACUGUAGAACAGGCGGCGUCCAGAUCUGUGAAUCAAAACUUCUGUGACGCUGAAACUCGCCAGAGAAGCGAAUAACGAGGAGAAGCUUUUUCUGUGGAGGAGGAAACACCGGAGGUCACUUCCUCUCUGACGCUUCACAUCAGUUAUUAUGAUCAUCUGCUCCAUCGGCUGAUUCCUCCUGUUUUCACAUCGACAUGAAGAAUUCAGCUGAAACACUUAAACAAGUUUUUCAUUGAAUUUGAUGACCAAGAGAUUUUAUGUUCUCGGAUCAGAAACAUUUUUAUCAGCCAGAGUUAAAAUAGAAAUCAGAACAAUCAGAAUAAGAAACUGUUCAAACUAGUGUCCGGAUGUUUUGGGAAAUUACGUAAAAUGACUUUUUAACAUCAAACUCUUCAAGAAGAAAAUCGGAGGUCUCACAUAAAUACUUUGUUACUUGGGUUUUGGUGUUUUGGGAUUUUUUCCUGAACACUAUCAGGAUAGAAAUUAUGAAUUUAAUGAGAUAUCACUUCAGGUUUCUAUCAAUAACUUUGUACAGACUUUAGAGUUAAUUCAAUAGUUUCAGUUUGAGCUGAACUUUUAUAUCCUGAUAUUUUUUUUACCGAACUUGACUGAAAAGUCUUUAAUUAUCUUGUGUAAAAAUAUUAUUUUGAAUUUAUCACCACAUGUAUCAGUUUACGCUCGAUCACUUAUAUUAUGCAACAAUAAGGACAAGUGAAGUUUAUAUCUAGUUUUAUUUGAAUCCUGUUUUAUAUGAUUGAAUGUACAAUCUGUUUCACUGUAAAGGAUUUAAAUCUUAAUAUUUUAGACCCAGGUGUAGAACGUGCUACAUUUUUUAGACACAGAAGUAAAACUAUUAAAUCGCAUUAGUGUUAAGAAAAGACUUUGAUGAACAGUUUUUUGUUAAACCGACGGAGGAGGAGACACGUUCAUCGACUCGUACCUUCCUCCUCCGAACGGGUUCCACUGAGGAGUUCUACCUUGGGGUAUUUGCCGCCAUCUUUUUUAGUUUGGAGCAUUUCUGCAACCAACAUGGACAUCAGACCUUUUUUUUAAGUCCUUGGUCUGACUUGCGUCUCCUCCCAGUUCUCCAGGGCGAGCUCAUCUCUCAGCUGCAGCCAUUUUUGAUAAAACUGCAAAUCUACAGUUAUCUUAAAAGAUUUUUUUAUUACUUUGAUAAAUGUAUUUUUCACAGGUUUGCUGUUUUAUUUAAAAAAUAAAUCAAGAAUUUCUUUAUUUAGUAAAAUGUCUGUGAAAUUAGGGUUUUAAUUUGUGCAAUGCCUUUAAAAGCAGAAGAUUUGUAAACGUGUGGAUUUUACUUCCAGCUCUGUCACUGUUCUAUCGGUUGUAUUUCUAUGUUUCACUAGUACAAACACUGAAGGGUGUCGCGGCUCGGUCCGACGCCGGCGAACCCGCUGUCUGUCUGCCGUCGUGCUUUGCUGAAACCUUUUAUCGUCGGGGGGGGGGGGGGGACAAUAGAUGGCGAAACACGAGCCCCCGUUGACCCGAGAGGUCGAUUCAGGACUGAGAGUGAGACGGUGACGCAGAGUCGAUCCAGAACUUACUGAAAAGUCAGAAACCGUAUUUUAGAGACAAGUAUUGAACGUCUUAUUUUUGACAUUUCCGUUUGGUCCCGUCUGCUAACAUGGAGGAGAAAGGUUUUAUGACCUAUUCUGCAGCCAGCCACCAGGGGGCGAUUGAGAUGGUUUGGCUUCACUUUCUCGUAGCAGUCAUGUCGUCCAUCUUCAUUCUCAGUCCAUGAUUUACUUUUUUCACUCAGAUCAAAUCUUCCUGUCGUAUUAUUGGAGGAAUUGAGCUCAUCGUUAAUGUUAUACUGUUAUUUCCAUUUAUAGUUUUUAUAAUGAUAUCUAGACAUAUACAUAUUUCUAACAAAGAAAAAACUAAAAGGACAAAUUCACAUGUUUCACAGUCGGAGUCGAUCUGAGAACUUGUUUCUUCAGUUUUUCUAGAAUCCCUGGUUCUGUGGUUCUGUCUCUUUUUUUAAUAUCGUUUAUUGAUUAAUCCUUUUCUUUUCAACUUCCUUUUUAAACUAAACAGAAUUUCUCUCACGUGUUUUAAACAAAGCUGCAGUUUGUUUUUCUCUUUUCACUUUUCUGCUCAAACUCAAACCUGAAACUCAGAUUUGUGCCAAACGAAGAAAAAAGACAAAAUGAAGUCGACACAAACUCUAUCAGAGCUUCGAUGACUGUUUUUAUUCUUCCUCGUAAAAUCACAUGACUGUUAAAUAAACAUGAAUUUCAGCUGCAGAGGAAGUUUAGUUAAUUUUUUUAAGUUUGUACAUGUACAGUUUGUAGGAGCCUGUGAAUCCAGAAGUUUUUAAACUUUUACAAACGCUUAUAUUAUUAUGAUUCUGUGUGCCUGAGUUUUUUACACUUGAAAUGAAAAUAAAAAUGUUUUUGAGUGAAGUGAAA